Molecule: messenger RNA, 1118 nt
Organism: Thlaspi arvense
Lineage: Eukaryota; Viridiplantae; Streptophyta; Magnoliopsida; Brassicales; Brassicaceae
Source: the annotation of a GenBank genome assembly
GUGGACUCCUCUGUUUUUAGCUGACUCCUCUUUCACCGUUUCCUAAUUAUAAACCACAAACAAAAUACACACACGCCUCUCAUCUCUAUCUCUUAUUUCUCAAAACACGAUUGACUUCUAGGGUUUCCAAGAUCAAACUAAAACAUACCUUCGUUGAACGAUGGGUUUCUCAAUGUUGUUCUCUUCCGAAAACGACGUCGUCCAUCACUCCUCUCCUUAUGCUUCUGUUGACUGCACUCUCUCACUUGGAACUCCCUCCACUCGUCUCUGUAAUGACGACGAUGAGCGUAGAUUCUCUUCUCAUUCCACCAAGUCCUUAGGCUGGGACUUCUUGCACGGUGCCAAGAAAGGCGGUGGCGGCGGAAAUAACAUCCUCGCUCGCCGUUGCGCUAAUUGCGACACCACUUCUACUCCUCUUUGGAGAAACGGUCCAAGAGGCCCCAAGUCAUUGUGUAAUGCGUGUGGAAUCCGAUUCAAGAAGGAAGAGAGACGUGCGUCGACGGCCGGAAACUCCACUUCCGGCGGAGGAUCAACAGCGGUUGGAGUUCCAACGUCGGAUCAUCGCGGAGGUGCAAAUUAUUAUUAUAAUAGCAAUACUAAUAAUAAUCAUUAUGCUGCAUCGUCGCCCUGGAUUCACCACCACCAGCAAAAUGCGCAAAGAGUUCCUUAUUACUCGCCGGCGAAUAACGAAUAUUCUUUCGUUGAUGACGUCAGAGACGAUAAUCAUGACGUCACCGCCGACCCGUUCUUGUCGUGGAGGCUUAACGUCGCCGACAGGACUAGCCUUGUCCACGAUUUUACGAUGUGAUAAAUGAUCGUAUCAUAGAUUUUCCCCUUAAAAGUUUAGCCUUGGAUACCUUUUUAACAGAAAAACAAACAAAAGAAUCUUAAGCCUUGGCCAAAUUCUUUAAUUUUACUUUCUUUACAUAUAUAUAUUGAAUGUUUUAUUUUCAGGGGUUUUGUAUAAGUUUUUUUUUUUAAUUUAAUUUUUUUAUGAAGCUACUUGUGUUUUCUUUUCAUGACUUUAUUAAUGUUCUCGGGUAAUGAACUAAUGAUAGUUAGUUACUUUAUAACCUUUUCAUGACGUGUGUCCUACUUUGACCAUGAUUCAAGAUAUU